Messenger RNA from Echinops telfairi (small Madagascar hedgehog), 2154 nucleotides. RefSeq names its product casein kinase 1 gamma 2 (gene CSNK1G2). The coding region runs from base 407 to 1654 and encodes 415 amino acids. The transcript has 11 exons. Gene Ontology annotation, molecular function: protein serine/threonine kinase activity; ATP binding. NCBI's taxonomy places the organism in Eukaryota, Metazoa, Chordata, Mammalia, Afrosoricida, Tenrecidae. The record is from RefSeq and is a predicted model, not a curated record. Gene Ontology annotation, biological process: endocytosis; positive regulation of canonical Wnt signaling pathway; signal transduction. Gene Ontology annotation, cellular component: plasma membrane; cytoplasm; nucleus.
CUAAAGGUCACGUGCAGACAGGGUGUGGCUCUGGGAUAAUACUCUAGGGAUGGACCCGAGGCAGGCCCCUCGCCCAGCUGCCUCAUGCACUGACUGUGUCUUAGGGUCCCUGCCCCCCUAACCUGUUCCUGUUUCCCCACAGCUGGGAGCCACAAGAUUUAGGGCGACAGGACCUGCCAGCAGAAUGCCUUCAGCCCGAGAGCACGCCUCUGAGGCCACCGGGAUGGGCGCAGUGGCCGGGCCUCGGCGAGCUCCCUCCGUGCACUAGCUGGGCUGCAGGCCUGCCUGCCGCCUGCGCUGCCAUGGUGUGCUAGCCGCCGCCGCCGCCACCACUGAACCUCAGCUUUCCGCAGCAUCGGGUUCGCACGGCAGAGUAACCGUGGAGAGGCCAGGGUACCACAAACUGAUGGAUUUUGACAAGAAAGGAGGGAAAGGGGAGUUGGAGGAGGGCCGGAGGAUGUCCAAGGCCAGUGGGAGCCGGACCAGCCACGGUGUUCGAGGCACGGGGGCCAGCUCGGGGGUCCUGAUGGUGGGCCCUAACUUCCGCGUCGGCAAGAAGAUCGGCUGCGGGAACUUCGGGGAGCUCCGCCUGGGAAAGAAUCUCUACACAAACGAAUACGUAGCGAUCAAACUGGAGCCGAUCAAGUCACGAGCCCCCCAGCUGCACUUGGAGUACCGCUUCUACAAGCAGCUCAGCACUUCAGAGGGCAUCCCCCAGGUCUUCUACUUUGGGCCGUGUGGGAAGUACAACGCCAUGGUGCUGGAGCUGCUGGGGCCCAGCCUGGAGGACCUGUUCGACCUCUGCGACCGCACCUUCACGCUCAAGACUGUGCUUAUGAUCGCCAUUCAGCUGAUCACACGCAUGGAGUACGUGCACACCAAGAGCCUCAUCUACCGAGACGUGAAGCCUGAGAACUUCCUGGUGGGCCGGCCAGGCACCAAGCGGCAGCACACCAUACACAUCAUCGACUUCGGCCUGGCCAAGGAGUACAUCGACCCCGAGACCAAAAAGCAUAUCCCCUACCGCGAGCACAAGAGCCUCACCGGCACUGCCCGCUAUAUGAGCAUCAAUACCCACCUUGGCAAGGAGCAGAGCCGUCGGGAUGACUUGGAAGCCCUGGGCCACAUGUUCAUGUACUUCCUGCGUGGCAGCCUGCCCUGGCAAGGGCUGAAGGCGGACACGCUCAAGGAGCGCUACCAGAAGAUUGGAGACACCAAGCGGGCCACGCCCAUCGAAGUGCUCUGCGAGAACUUUCCAGAAGAGAUGGCGGCCUACCUGCGCUACGUGCGGCGGCUGGACUUCUUCGAGAAGCCGGACUAUGAGUACCUGCGCAAGCUCUUCUCCGACCUGUUUGACCGCAGCGGUUUCGUCUUCGACUACGAGUACGACUGGGCCGGGAAGCCCCUGCCCACACCCAUUGGCACGGUGCACCCCGACAUGCCCACACAGCCCCAGCUCCGUGACAAGGCCCCCUCGCACCCCAAGCACCAGGCGCUAAACUCCACCAAUGGGGAGCUGAAUGCAGACGACCCUACGGCUGGCCACUCUAACGCACCCAUCACGGCGCCCGCAGAGGUGGAGGUGGCUGAUGACACCAAGUGCUGUUGCUUCUUCAAGAGGAGGAAGAGGAAAUCCCUGCAGCGACACAAGUGAGCGACCAGUCUCUGCCGAGCCCUUGGCACCACUGCCGCGCCGGCCGCCAGAGCAGGCCCGCCUCCACACGAGACGACCCAGGUUUCUCCUCCGCGUGUCCACCCUCCCGAGAGCAUGAACUCUGCCAGCGAGGAGGUGCGCGCCCUCCUGUCUGCUGGGUGAAUCAAGUCCACCUGGUCUCCCUCCAUCCAAAGCCCGUUUCCACGAGGGGGGGCAGGGCUGGCCGCUGCUGCUCACAGGCCCGGCCAGGUGCCAACAGGUGGUGCUGCUCGGGGCCAAUGUGUUGGGGAGAGGCCUUGCGCCCCCCAGACCAAAGGGGCAGGUGGGGGCAGGGUUGUGGCCGCCCCCCAACCAAAAUGCUGCACCAAAGCUCUCCCCAGCCCCCCAGCCUCGCCGGCCUCACUUGGCGCCGGCUCCUCCUGCCAGGCAGGUGGCUGCAAUGCACCUGCUUCCAGAGGCUGGGUACCGGACCAGCGGGACUGCCCCUGGCAUGGCUGUCU